Andrographis paniculata is the source of this 1974-nucleotide messenger RNA. RefSeq lists its product as uncharacterized. Bases 347 to 1684 code for a protein of 445 amino acids. The record is from RefSeq and is a predicted model, not a curated record. Gene Ontology annotation, biological process: positive regulation of ERAD pathway. Gene Ontology annotation, molecular function: ubiquitin protein ligase activity. Lineage: Eukaryota; Viridiplantae; Streptophyta; Magnoliopsida; Lamiales; Acanthaceae. The transcript has 8 exons.
UAUUAUUAUUGGUGAACGGAAAAAAGGAGCAGCAGUUCCUUUAUUACCGUUGAAUAAUGAAUGGGAUUGAUUGUGUUCUGAAUCUUCCUUCCUCUGAUUACCCAUUAUUGCCUCCCUCUCUCGUCUUCUCCCCCAGAUGAUUCUUCCACUGCUUCAAUCCUCCCUUUUGCAGAAUCCUUAGCCAGUCGUCGAUUGGUGCGAUUUCUGCGUGUUAUAGGUCCGACUGUUGUUGAUACUACUUCAUUCUGAGUGUGCUGACUUCGUGUUCGUCAAGGAAUCUGCUACCGGGGGUUUGAUUUGAGGGGUUUGGGAGGUUUUUUGUUCGAAUCUGGGGUUUUGGUUCUUUAUGGAGACGUCGAGUUCUGACACUUCGAGUUUGGAUUCUUCUGCGCCUUCGUCGCCAAGCAAUGGGGUGGGAGCAGCCAGAAUCCUGCAGUUGCGUGCCAUACGGUUCUUGCAGUCUCCAAUUUCGUCGUUACUUGAGUAUUCUGGUCUGUUCCGUGUGGGGCAGGGCGGUUAUUCGUACUCGGAAGCCCGGCCGCUCAAUCCCGAUGGUUCGAGUUCUAAUUCCAGUGUUAGUGGUCAAAACCCUAGCGAUUCAGGGCGUGGUGAUGGUGUUGAUGAAAUUGGAAAUACUAAUUCGGCUAGUGGUAGAAAUAAUGGCGAGGUUUCGAUUCGGAUUAUGGGGGAGGAGGAUAGGGUUAGGGUUGGGAAUAAUGUUGGGAGUGGCGUGAAUGGCGAUGCGCCUGAUGAUGUUAAUGGCAGCACUAGCAGCGACGGAAGGGAAACGUCAUCGCAUCAGAGAUACGAUAUACAGCAGGCUGCGCGGUGGAUUGAGCAGAUUCUUCCAUUUUCGCUGCUGUUGCUUGUUGUAUUUAUUCGUCAGCACUUGCAAGGAUUUGUUGUUAUCAUUUAUUCCACCGCGAUCUUGUUCAAAUCCAACGACAUUCUUCGGAAGCAAACUGCUCUCAAGGGAGAAAGGAAGACUUCUGUAUUAGUUGGAUAUUCUCUUUUAUUCGUGCUGCAUAUAUUCGGCAUCUAUUGGUGGCAUCAUAGCGAUGAUCUUGUAUUUCCACUUCUCAUGGUUCCUCCGAAGGCAAUUCCACCGUUUUGGCAUGCAAUAUUUAUCGUCUUGGUAAAUGAUACAUUGGCGCGGCAAGCAGCAAUGAUCCUGAAGUUGGUUUUGUUAAUGUAUUAUAAGAAUGGCAGAGGGCACAAUUUUCGUCGACAGGGUCAGAUGUUGACUCUGGUUGAGUAUGCCCUGCUUCUGUACCGCGCGCUUCUACCAACGCCAGUAUGGUAUCGAUUCUUCUUGAACAAAGAAUACGGAAGUCUUUUUUCAUCACUGACGACAGGAUUGUAUUUAACAUUCAAAUUAACAUCAAUUGUCGAGAAGGUCCGAUCACUUUUCGCUGCCUUGAAGGCUCUAUCCAGAAAGGAUGUGAAUUACGGGUCUUAUGCAACAUCAGAGCAGGUAAAUGCUGCCGGAGAUCUUUGCGCUAUUUGCCAGGAGAAGAUGCACUCGCCGAUUAUAUUGCGCUGCAAGCAUAUUUUCUGCGAAGAUUGUGUGUCUGAAUGGUUCGAGAGAGAGAGAACUUGCCCGUUAUGCCGGGCUUUGGUGAGGCCUCCGGAUCUUCAAUCGUAUGCAGACGGAUCUACGAGUCUUCUCUUCCAGCUGUUUUAGUCGUCAAGCUGAUGCUCGGCUGCGGUAGGAUCAUCAUCGAUCAUCUCCCGAAACUAACUCGGACAAUCAUCCGACGGCGAGGAUUCAUGGUCAUACAUACACAAGGUACUUGAAUGAAUAUGGCGUGUCGAUUAUUGUGAAAAUUUUUACAUGAAUUGAAGAGAGUAAGGAAUGGCCAUAUAGUAUCUCUUUUGUCUACAUGAAUUGAAGAUUGAAGAUAAGCUACAAUCUGUAUGUAUUUGAAUAUAUAUAUAUAUAUCUCAAUAUAUAAUAUUCUCCCUCUUUCUAUA